CUCUGUAGGAGUCGGUUCAGCAUCUGUUCGGCAGCUCUCCUCCCGUUAGAUGCCCUCACACGUUACAGCAGUUCUGCAUGGACUUAGUCGAUAGGCCUGCCUUAUUAAUAUCAAUUCUCGAGCUGCACAAAUUUUUACUUGACUUUUUCUGAGCAGUGUCUAAAAAAAAGGGGGAGUAUUUUUGAACAAUAUGGAAAAAGAGAGAAGGUCGUCUAAACAGUACGGCUCUCUGGAGAAGACGCAGGUGGACACAGCGACGGAGAAACCGACGGAGGAUGUCAUUUCCAUGGCUGACUCCACGAUUACCAUCGAGGACAUCGAAGGAGAGCUGUGCAAAAUCGAUCGCAUAAGAGACAUCCUCGUGCGGAGGGAAUCGGAGCUGAGAUACAUGAUGGAUGACAUCCAGCUCUGCCGAGAAAUCACGAGGCUGAAGGCGGAGCUGCAGCAGCUCGUCUCGACUCCAGACGAUGAUAAGUCCAAGGCGGACAGAGAGAGGGAGGAAGAGCUGCUGCAGCAGGUCAACAAGCUGGUGGAGACCAGGGACUUCCUGGUGGAUGACGUGGAGUUUGAGAGGCUCAGGGAAAGAGAGGAAGACAGAGAAAUGGCAGUCUUCUUACAGUCCAAAUUUCCCAAGACAUUGUCUGCAAAAGGUGCUUCGCAAGAUCAAAACGUGGCGUCCAAAUCCCAGCAGACGUCAACGCCGUUCAUCAGUAAAACUGGACUCACACUGCUGAAAGACUGCUGCGGCUUCACCUGCUCCAUCAUGUAAUACUCUGUGUGUGUGUGUGUGUGUGUCUGUGUGUGUCUGGCGUACUAGCAGUCACCUUUUGGCGGAGUGGACCGCCAUCUGGCACUGCCUGUACCCGGCUCACAGUCACCUAUUGGCGGCUAAACACAACUACCAACUGCCGCUAAUACGACGGAGAUCUGUAGUCGGCGAGCAAAGCUCUGUAGUUGGCAUCACGUGACCAGCCGGUGGUCACCUAGUUUUCGUAGGAAAUUAUACGAAUUGGUGUGCAUACAUUUAACGUACAUAUUACAUUGUACAAACCCGUUUAUGUGAAUGUGUUGCAUAAGUAGGAAUUUGGCGUAAACAGCAUUACUGAUCUUGAAACGAAGGCGAUAUUUCCCCAGUAACAGAACUUUUGCUCCACCGAUUUGCUGGUCCAGUCAGAGAGAUACAAAGUUGAAGAAUUUUAAAGCAACACUAGAGAACUUUUCCCACUUUGGUCCCGCUACAGGUUGGAAGCGGAAUUGUCCAUUGUAGUUUCUUAUGUCUCACUGGAACUACAGAUCCUCUACCCGAUCUGGCAAACUUGCAUAGUGCGGUCAUAGCCGAUAGAGAGCCGCAGAGUGAAUGCAGAAGUGCCGUUCACCCUGUUACGAGAUGAUGAACAACUGAAACGAUUUUGGAAACAUUAUUUUAAGUUACAAAAAGUUCUUUAGUGUUGCUUUAACUGACUGGAGCCCCAUAAUUCCCCUCUACAUAAAAAUUGUGUCUAAGGGUCACCAGUGCUCACAUCUCUGUUGUUGCACUGUAAACCCGAAUGCUCAAAUGAAUUAACUGGAAUGAGUUUUGUAAAUUUACAGUUUAAGAAGUUCUACUUACUUAAAACGUAUUGUUGAGUUACGGUUAAUUAAUACGUUAAGUUUUUAUACUUAAAAUUAUUCUGUUAUGUUAAUUUAAUACUUUCGAGUUGCAUUUUACUGAUUUUUGAGUUGGCUUAAUUGGUAUUUUAAUUUAACGGUAAUCAAAAAAUGCAAGUUCAUGUUACUCCACAUAUUUAAUCUCUAACAACCUCAGACUUUUAAGUUCAUGAACUCAACAAAUGUGUGGCAACUGCUUACUUAUUCGGGUUUACAGUGUAUUUAAGUCAUAAUUUUGCUUUUGUGUUUUAGACUUACAAGGUUUUUGCCCAACAGCGAAGAUAUAUUAUGUGAUUUACUGCUGUGAAAUACUGUGUUUAAAGUCUAGCAGAGAGGAAGCUGACUGGCUAAUACUAAUGCUUUCUGUCUAAUUAAUGUAAUUAAAUACUAUUAUAGUUGCUCUGACCUUCUGUUUGGGAUGGAUUAGCUGUUAAAGACUCACUGAGGGAACAGGCUACACUUGCUGUAGUUCUGUAUUGAGUAUUAUUGUAAUGCUUGUGAUUACUUUUGUUUUUGAUUAUUGGGAGUGGUUUCCUCUUUUUUUCCUUAUUCAGUUAAUCGCUGGGGCCAUCUAAAUGUUACAGUUAGCAUUAGCAGCGAAGGAGGGGAGAUGCCGUAUAUGAAAAUGACAAUUUUAUGGAUAAAAUAAAAAUGCAGGCCUUUGUACUUUCUGUUGGUCAUCCGAUGUAGACACAGGUGAGCAGAUUUAUGCAGAAGGCUGUCUCGCAAAUAUUGUUCAUUUCUGUUUGCUACUCAGUUACUCAGCAGGCCACAACUUAAACCAAAGUCUGAUGUCUGAUCCGGAUGUAAUUAGUCAUUCAGUAAUAUGCCUUAAAAGAGAAAAUGUGUAGUCUUUUCUGUGACUGUAGAAUGUAUCAUCUUUUGCAAUGCUGUUUCG
Messenger RNA from Perca flavescens (yellow perch), 2545 nucleotides. RefSeq lists its product as uncharacterized. Bases 191 to 769 code for a protein of 192 amino acids. The transcript has 6 exons. NCBI's taxonomy places the organism in Eukaryota, Metazoa, Chordata, Actinopteri, Perciformes, Percidae. The record is from RefSeq and is a predicted model, not a curated record.